AUGAGCUGGUGGCAAGUUACCCAAUGGCCGAUUAUUGCCACGUUCUGCAGCUUGGUGUUGGCACCCAGUCGAGCUCGCGUGAACCGAAACGCCGAACAGAAAAGUUUGUGCGAAAAGGCUGCAGCUGCUCCUACGAGUACAAUGCCAGCUGUAGAAGUGCCUGACUGGCUUUCAGAGGUAGAAGAUGCAGUUUGGCAUGCUUUGUGCACAACAGGUGUUGAGCGUCCCAACAGCUGCGUCGCAAACCUCUACGCCGAUGGUAUGGAAUCUGUGGAUUGGCACGCCGACAAUGAGCCUCUCUUUGAAGGGCUGCUGGGUGAUUGUCGCAUUGUAAGCCUUUCGUUGGGGGAGACGCGACGCUUUGACUUGCGCCGGCGCCGUGGCUUGAGCAACCCACAGCAGCACCUGGAACGCGUCUCAGUGGAUUUGCAGCAUGGGGAUCUGAUCACCAUGGAGGGAUGUUUUCAGAAGCACUGGUAUCAUCGCGUGCCCAAAGCUGGUGGCGUUACCAGGCCUCGCAUCAACUUGACGUGGCGAAGCAUCCGUCGCCAUCAUGCCACAUGCCCUCUGGCGAAGAAAAUGUGUCAUGAUUGUUGCAGCUCGUGCGGCGGAAUGGUUUGA
Molecule: messenger RNA, 621 nt
Organism: Cladocopium goreaui
Lineage: Eukaryota; Dinophyceae; Suessiales; Symbiodiniaceae
Source: the annotation of a GenBank genome assembly